AUGAUAUCACUACCGAAGUUGAUAGCAAUUGAGGCUAAGGCGUUGUUAGUGAGGUUGCUUAGAGUUUUACAGAAGGUGGCAUCCAUUGAGAUGAGGAUUUUUCAUGGUCAAUAUGUUAGGCUACAGUGGCUACGGGAUACAUUUAGACAUGUUACCAAUAGUGCUUCUGAUGGAGAUAUAGAGGCUGGGAGGCAGGUUGUCAACAUCCAAUCCUUCAUGGUGAGGGUUGAUUCACGAAAACAUAUUGACUUCUCUGUAACAAGUUCAUUUCGAGGUGGCCGUCCUGGAAGAGUGAAGAGAAAGAACCAGAGAGCAACUUUCAUGAAGGCUGCUGGUGGAGAUGGUGAUGAAAAGGAAGACGAGCAAACCUAA
This is a messenger RNA of Durio zibethinus, 372 nucleotides long. NCBI's taxonomy places the organism in Eukaryota, Viridiplantae, Streptophyta, Magnoliopsida, Malvales, Malvaceae. The record is from RefSeq and is a predicted model, not a curated record.